Molecule: messenger RNA, 6116 nt
Organism: Anguilla anguilla (European eel)
Lineage: Eukaryota; Metazoa; Chordata; Actinopteri; Anguilliformes; Anguillidae
Product: trinucleotide repeat-containing gene 6C protein-like
Biological process (GO): miRNA-mediated post-transcriptional gene silencing; positive regulation of nuclear-transcribed mRNA poly(A) tail shortening
Cellular component (GO): nucleoplasm; P-body
Molecular function (GO): RNA binding; protein binding
Source: RefSeq, a predicted model, not a curated record
UGUUUUACUUCGGCAUAAGCGAGCUGCUUGUUGUCAGUUAGCUAGCUACAACAAAAUGGCUGCUGGAGCACCACUAUCGCGAGCUCACUGAACUGCAUUCAAAUAAUACUUUUGCAACAACUGAUGGUUUUCAUGGACUCCUGGGAUAUAAUUUCUGCUCCCAGAAUCGGAUAUUUCAAGAAUUCACUAUUUUGGAUUUAUUUGCUUUCGCUCUAACUAGCUAACAUUGCGUUAGCUAGGCGCAGGUCAAUGUUUCUCUUUUGCACUUUAAAAUAACGUUAGCGUCGUUCGGCUACUCGAUGUGAACUCGUUAGGAACAAGCUUAAAACUGCCUGUUUUCAGUAUUUUGCUAGUUAGCCAGCUCUUGUGUUAUGCUUUGUCGAACAUUUCUUGGGAAUAAUUGCUACUCGUCUGCACUGAUGUUUUGACUUUUUGUUAUUACUUUGGAAAUACUAUUGCAUUUGUCAACACGAAUCCUGUAGCUAUUGGAGCCAACUCCAGUUUAAUUGCUGCCCUGUCCAUUCACCGUCGGCUCCAGAAAAGAAUUUAUUCAGUGUUAGCAAGCUGUCGACUGCUGGCUGUUCACUACGACUGAAUUCCUGAUCUGUCAUUACGGGUACUGUAAGAGAAGAUAAGCGUCACUUUCUACCAUGCAACAAUUCUGUACUGAUAUCUGCCAAAAGCUCCAAAGUUUGAAAUAAAGCCGGGAGCUGAAGUGGGAGUCACGAGAAGAGAACCAUUUGAUGGAAGAAAAGAAAAAGAAAAAGCAAGAAGAAAAGAAAAAGAAGGAAGCUGCUCAGAAAAAGGCUGGCGAACAGAAAACCAAAGUGCCAGACUCUGCCAAGCCCAGCCCUCUCUCCCCUUCUAACCCCAGCGUGAGCCCACCAGCGCCCCCUGUCUGCAGCAGUGGCAAUGGCAAGCGUGCCCCCGGCGGUGCCCAGCAGCAGCAGCAGCAGCCGCCAGUCGCCAGCCCCCGCUACCCGCCCCGAGAGGUGCCCCCGCGCUUCCGCCAGCACGAGCACAAGCAGCUGCUGAAGAGGGGUCAGCCUCUGCCCGGGAGCGGCCAGACGAGGGCGCUGUCUCCCCCCCGCACGCCCAGCGCCGCCGCCUCACAAACCUGCCCUGGGACCCCGCACACAGAGCCUCCCCACCCGAGUGUCCUGGGACCCCAGUAUGAGAACCCCCCCUGGGGACCCCCACCACCCACCAAUCGGAGCGGCUGGGAUCAAGUGAUCAUCGACGAGAGCGACGCCGAGGCCUGGCCCUCCAUCUCCCGCGGCGACGGCCGCUCGGCCGCGGAGCGCCAGAGCGCGGACAGCGAGGUCGUCACGGAGACCAGGGGCGGCGCCAUGAGCAUGGCCUCCGGACCCGGCCACUUCCCCGCCCACCACAAGCCUGGCGCCAUGGCAACCAGCCAGGGCGGGGCCAGCCGGGGCUGGGGCUCUGGCCCCGCCCACUGCCCUCCCUCGGAGGGGAAGGGGGACUCCCUGCCCCCGGGAGGGAGGGGCCAACCUUGCUGGGGUUCCCCCAACCUUAACUUGAACCUGAACCCCAACGCCAACCCCUCGGCCUGGCCCGCGCUGGGACACGAGGGGGCGGGGCCGGGGGGGGGCGGCUCGGGGACGAGCAACCCGCCCCCCCCCGGCCUCUGCGGCUCGCAGCCGGGGCCCAGCGACGGCCCCCACAGAAACCUCACGGGGACCGGUGCCUGGGGGGCCACAGCACCCCCCCACGACGGCCCCCAGCCACGCCCGUCCCCAGCCACGAAUGUGUCUUUCAGCGGCGAACCUCUGAACCUUAACACUGACGGACCAAACCCCGCGAAGCAGGAGCCCCCGAGCCCCGGCCACGCCCUCCCGGGCUGGGGGGCCUCGCCCCCUCCUGGGGCCUCGCGGGUGAAUGGAGAGGGGGGCUCCGUUUGGGGCGAUGGAGACGCCACGUCCUCCGUUUCCAAGGAUUCGGGGUGGGACCCCGGCCCCGGGCACGCCCCCUCCUCCUGGGAUAGCGGCGGGUGGGGUCAGCCGCGGGGGGAGGACCGGGGCAAGCAUUCCGACCAGGCCAAAGGCUGGGAGGGGGGGGCCGGCAGCCCCCCGCGGGAGCAGCCCAACUCCUGGACCCGCCCCGGCGACGCCCCUAGCGACGCCCCGCCCAGCGAGGGCAGCAGCGACAGCCAGGAGGGCGGGCGUGGCCGGAGGGAGCGGCUCUCCCCGGAGGAGGCUCCACCCGGCCCCGGCCCCGCCCCCGUCCCCGCCCCGGACCUGGACCCCCGCGUCCUGUGCAACACGGGCUGGGGCCAGACGCCCGUCCGCCAGCACACCUCCUGGGAGACCAAGGAGGCGGCCCGUGCCUCCCAAAAGAGCGACAAGGGGACGGAGGCCUGGGGCCCGUCCUCUUCCUCCUCCUCCUCGUCCUCGUCCUGCUCUUCUUCUUCCUCCUCGUCCGCCGCUGCUCCCCUGGCCAGCCCACCUCCCGGCUCCGCCCCACGGUCUGACUCCGGGGGGAGGGCCGAAGGGGGCGGAGCCUCAUCUGGCUGGGGGGGCGUGGCUCCGACACCCGGCCAGCCCAGCUCCGGAUGGGGGGACCCGCCCCCAGGGAAGAAGGCCCCAAACGGGGGCGGAGCAGGAGGAGGAGGAGGAGGGGGGGGCUGGGGUGGCCCCCAAAACGGCGGAGGCCCCAAGAGUGGCCCGUGCUGGACCCCCGAAGAGAAGUCCGCUGGCUGGGACGAAGCCCAAGCCAAGCCCAAAACGCAGGGCUGGGGGGACGGGCCCAAGCCCCCCCACGGCUGGGGGAACGGAGGCGGAGGGGGGAGCCCCGCUCGGGGGGACUGGGGUGAGCCUGGGGAGGGGAAGAAGAGCGGACCUCCGCCCUGGGACGGCGAAGGAGGCGGCUGGAAGGAGAACCCCCGCGGCUGGAGCAAGCCGGGGACAGGAGGUGGGGGAGGAGGAGGAGAAGCAGGAGGUGGAGGAGGAGGUGCGGGUUGGGGUGACUCCCAGAGACCUGCCCCUCCCGCGCAGGGCUGGGCCAGCAAGCCCCAGGACAGCCCCAGCGGCGGGGGCGGAACUGUGGGGUCGUGGGGAGACCCCGGCGUGGGGAAGCAGUGUGGGUCGGGCUGGGGGGGCGGAGGGGGCGGAGCCAAGCGCGACCCCCCAGGAGGAGAGCCCACCGGGUGGGAGGAGCCUUCGCCCCCCUCCAUCCGCCGAAAGAUGGAGAUCGACGACGGCACGUCAGCCUGGGGGGACCCCAACACCCACCACAAGACCGUCAACCUGUGGGACCGCAACAGCCAUGUGACCCAGGGCAGCCCGGCGCCCGGCAACAGCGCCGGUGCUGGCGGGAACCCCCCGGCGCCUAGCAACAGCAGCAGGGGCGGCAACAACAAUAACAACUCCCACCAGCACCACCCGCACCACCCCCACCACCCCCCCCACAACCCCCCCGCGGUACAGGGUCACGGGCACGUUGCCCCGGCCAACGGCAGCAACACCAACGCCGGGGGCUCUGCCAGCAUGCCCCCCCCUCACCCGCACCAGCCUGGAGCCCCGCAGAGCAGACCCCCCCUGGCCAACCCGGGUUGGGGCGAGCUACCCAGCGUGCACUCCAAGGCGGAGCCCUCAUGGGGCGAGCCGGCCCCCCCCACCCCGGCUGUGGACAACGGGACCUCGGCCUGGGGCAAACCCCAGGGCAGCCCCGGGGGCUGGGGCAACGGCGGCCCUGAAUCUGCGGGGCCCUACGGCAGGGCCAGCGCACCGUCCGGGCCGCCCCCCUGCAAGCCAGCCCCCAAAUCUAUGCAAGACGGCUGGGGAGGCGGCGGGGAGGAGCCGGGCCCGGCGGGGGGGCCGUGGGAGCCGGACGACGGGGACGUGUGGAACAGUCCCGCCUCCCAGGAGAGCAGCUCCUCCUGCAGCUCCUGGGGGAACCCCCCCAAAAAGGGCCCCCAGAAGGGGAAGGUGGCCAGCAAGCAGGAUGAAGCCUGGAUCAUGAACCGUCUGAUCAAGCAGCUCACAGACAUGGGCUUCCCGAGAGACCCAGCAGAAGAGGCACUGAAAAGCAACAACAUGAACCUGGAUCAGGCAAUGAGUGCCCUGCUGGAGAAGAAGACUGAGCUGGACAAGCGGGGGAUGGGCCUCUCAGAGUACAGCAGCGGCCUGGGCAGCAAGCCCAUGAGCUGCAGGCUGCCCCCCCUCGCCAAAGAGUCCUGCUCAGACCGCGCCCCCUUCGGGGACAAGGUGCAGGGUGGGAUGUUUGUCAGUAGUGGAGCAGCACAAACCCGGGCCAUGCAGCAGCAGGCUCCGCCCCCUCAGCCGUCAGUGCCCCCCGGCUCCGCCCAGCCUAGCCUACGAGCUCAAGUGCCUCAGUUUCUCUCCCCUCAGGUUCAAGCACAGCUCUUGCAGUUUGCAGCAAAAAACAUCGGUCUGAACCCUGCACUUCUGACCUCUCCCAUAAGCCCCCAACACAUGACCCUGCUGAACCAACUUUACCAACUGCAGCUGGCAUAUCAGCGUCUACAGAUCCAGCAGCAGGUGCUGCAGGGUCAGCGCAACGUGUCCGGGCCCAUCAGACAACAAGAGCAGCAAGUUGCACGUACAAUCAAUAACAUGCAGCAGCAGAUCCAGCAGCACCAGCGGCAGCUGGCCCAGACCCUCCUGCUGAAGCAGCAGCCCCCCUCCCACCCCGGCCUGCACCCCAACGCCGGCAAGUCGGCCCUGGACAGCUUUCCACCCCACCCCCAGGCUUCGGGCCUGUCCGACCUGCAGACCAAAGAACCGCAGUCUUCACCCAACUCCUACAGCCCGUACCCACUCUCUGGACUGAACCCCAACAUGAAUGUAAACAGCAUGGAGGUGGGCGGUUUGUCCAUGAAGGAGCCCCCCCAGCCCCAGUCCCGCCUCUCGCAGUGGACCCACCCCAACGCCAUGGAGACCCUUUCCGGAAGCUCCUCCCCCCUGGAACCCAACCUCAACAAGCAUGGUGCCCUUGGCACAGGUGCAAACUUGGGCCCUCCAGGAAAACCCCCCCUGGAUGAUUCCUACAGCCCCUACAGUCUGAUGUCUGGCUCUGAGGCACCUCCCAGCCCGCUGGUGACCCCUGACAGCUGGGGUCAGGGCAAGAACGCCAACGACAAGAUCGCCAACGGGACCAACAUCAAUUGGCCUCCAGAGUUCUGUCCAGGAGUUCCCUGGAAAGGACUACAGAACAUUGACCCGGAAACGGAUCCCAACAUGACCCCAGGAAGUGUUCCCAGUGGCCCUACCAUCAACACCAACAUCCAGGAUGUGAAUCGCUAUUUGCUGCGGGACCGAAGUGGAGCUAAGCUGUCUGAUAUGAAGUCCUCCUGGUCUCCUGGGUCCGUGUCGCACCCCCAGGCCUCCCUGUCCCACGAGCUCUGGAAGGUUCCGCAGGGUCCCAGAAACGCCGCCACCCCCACCCGCCCCCCUCCUGGCCUGACCAACACCAAGCCCUCCUCCACCUGGGGGGGCGGCACGCUCGGCCUGGUGCCUGGCUGGAGCAGCUCCUACUCUGCAGGUACCACCUGGAGUACGGACAGCUCCAACAGGACCAGCAGUUGGCUGGUUCUGAGGAACCUCACACCUCAGAUCGACGGCUCGACCCUGCGGACGCUGUGCAUGCAGCACGGGCCCCUCAUCACAUUCCACCUCAACCUGACCCAGGGCAACGCCGUGGUGCGCUACAGCUCCAAGGAGGAGGCCGCCAAGGCCCAGAAGUCCCUGCACAUGUGUGUGCUGGGAAACACCACCAUCCUGGCGGAGUUUGCGGGGGAGGAGGAAGUCAACCGAUUCUUUGCACAAGGCCAGUCCCUGGCCACCACGCCCACCAGCAGCUGGCAGCCCAACCAGGGAACCAAUCAGACGCGGCUGGGGGGGGCAGGGGCGGGGCCGUCGCACGCCAUGGGCCACUGGAACAGCAGCGGGGGUGUGGCCAAGACGGGCGGAGACCUGCUGUGGGGCGGAGUCCAGCAGUACUCCAGCCUAUGGGGACCGCCCGGCGGGGAGGAUGGGCGGGUCAAUGGAAGCCCUACACCAAUCAACACGCUGCUUCCUGGGGACCUGCUGAGCGGAGAGUCCAUGUAGGAUUAUAGAGAAACCUUUUUAAAAAAA